Molecule: messenger RNA, 1461 nt
Organism: Penicillium cosmopolitanum
Lineage: Eukaryota; Fungi; Ascomycota; Eurotiomycetes; Eurotiales; Aspergillaceae
Product: cytochrome P450
Exons: 3
Coding region: 1-1461 (486 amino acids)
Molecular function (GO): iron ion binding; heme binding; oxidoreductase activity, acting on paired donors, with incorporation or reduction of molecular oxygen
Source: RefSeq, a predicted model, not a curated record
AUGCUUUCGGCCAUAUACGCUAGGAUUGAAUACUAUGUCGCCUAUUAUCCUGGGACAGCACUACUGUUGACCAUUGCUGUCUGCAUAUCAACUACAUUCUUUGUUAUCAGCGAAAUAUUCGUGCCAGUGGGCAAACGACGACCACCACCAGGGAAAGAAUGGCGCUUGCCCCCAGGCCCAAAAGGAAUCCCCAUAUUUGGAAGCCUGCUGGAUCUCAGAUCAGCGCGCGAUGAUCCCGACUUCAAGAUGCAUCAAGACCUCGCCCGCUACGGUGAGAUGACUACGUUACAUCUGGGAUCUAAGACUUGGAUUCUUCUCAACAGUCAGCGCGUCGUGAGUGAGAUUAUUGCCAAGCGAGGCUCUUUAACAAAUGGCCGCUCGCCAAUGCCAAUUGCAAGUGGGAUAGUCAGUCGCCAUAGUCGAUCAUUGUUACUUCCACCUGACGGCUGGACUGAGAAGCGUCGUGUCAUGCACUCCUUGCUCAGCGGCACUGCCCUGAAACAAUACGCUGCCUGGCAAGAACUUGAGAGUACUCAGCUUCUGGCUGAAUAUCUGUUCCAACCUGAAUCGUGGUAUCGACAUCACUAUCGCUACGCGAAUUCGGUGAUCCAUCGUAUUGCGCUUGGUGAGCGAUUGGUCAAAACAGGUAAAGAGCUUGCGGAUCUUCAAGACGUGGUGACCCAGUUUGUCGGUAGCAUCGGAUCCAGCUUGAUUGACUGGUUUCCAAAGCUAGACGCUCUUCCGAAAUCUCUUCAAUUAUGGCGCGGAUACUGGGAGAAGUUCGAUCAGUGGAAUAAUGGGGUAUAUCGUUCAUGGUGGGAGCCAGUUCGUAAGCAAAUCGACGCAGGUAUUGCACCACCGUCUUUCGUCCGGGAUGUCCUUCUCCACGAAGAAACAAAGUUCACUGGUAAUGAUGAAGAGGCCAUGUAUGUGGCGAUGCAGCUUAUCGAGGCUGGUAGUGAUACCACACGCGAGGCGUUGAACAUUUUUGUGAUGGCCGGUCUCUGCCACCCAAAGGUUUUUCAAAAAGCGCGUCAAGAGGUUGACAGUAUUUGUGCGGCUGAAGGGGGCGCUUUAAGGCUUCCGAUAAUGACGGAUAUGGAGCAAAUGCCCUAUAUUUGUGCACUGAUCAAAGAAGUCCUGCGGUGGAGGCCAAUUUUUCCCUUUACCCCGGAUCAUGUUCUUACGUCAGAUAUGGAAUUUGAGGGUUAUCACUUCCCAGCUGGCGUGGGAUUCGUCAUAAACGGUAUCCCAGUCUGUAAUGAAUGUGAAGAUCCGGGCAAGUUUAAGCCAGAAAGGUGGCUCGAUGGGCACGAGACCGACAUAGCACACGGACUGUGGCAGUUUGGAGGAGGGCGGCGUAUUUGUGUUGGGUAUCGUCUCGCGCAGAGAGGUCUUUUCCUUAAUGUUGCCCGGCUGGUCAUGUGCUUUGAUUAUGCACCGCUGUGGAAUAUGGUCUGA